GUUCUCUCUCCCAUCUUGUCGAUACGAUCAUCGUCGCAGACUCACCCAGUUGCAGCAAACGUGCCCCCUGUGGAGCCUCGGACAAUACUUCCCAUCGUGCUGUUCUCCGAAUAUUGAAACGAGACCCUUUGACGACUGGCACUUUCUAGAAUUAAUCCCCCAUCAUGUCUGGGCCGAUGUACGACGACCAGUAUUAUGCGCCUUCGCGCCGCCAUUCCCUUGUCACUCCUCCGCCCUCGGCAGCCCCAAGACACAGCCGGAUGCGCAGCCAGAGUGUUAGAGUCAGCAACGGCACAGUCAGUACAGAUAACAGCAUGUCUAGCGGGAGGGUGUCAGAAGCAACGAAUAUUACCCAACCCCCGGCCUACUCGAAGAAGUUUGUUGUGGUGGGGGAUGGAGGAUGCGGGAAAACAUGUCUGUUGAUUAGUUACUCGCAAGGCUAUUUUCCAGAGAAAUACGUCCCCACGGUAUUUGAAAACUAUAUCACGCAAACGCUCCACCGACGCUCGGGGAAGACCGUGGAGUUGGCGCUCUGGGAUACUGCUGGCCAGGAGGAAUACGAUAGACUACGCCCUCUUUCAUACCCCGAGACCGAUCUUUUGUUUGUUUGCUUUGCCAUUGAUUGUCCCGCGUCUCUUGAAAAUGUCAUGGAUAAGUGGUAUCCUGAGGUUCUGCAUUUCUGUCCUACGACUCCGAUCAUCCUCGUUGGGCUGAAAUCCGACUUACGCAACAAGAGAACGUGUAUUGAGCUUCUGAAAACGCAAGGCCUGACACCCAUCACGCCGGAGCAAGGCCAAGCCGUGGCUGGCAGGAUGAACGCAUCUUACGUAGAGUGCAGCAGCAAAGAGAUGCGGGGCGUGGACUCAGUCUUCCAGCUGGCGGUGGACACUGUAGUGUCCGUCGAAGAGCAAAACUGGGACACCCGUGUCCCAUCGUCUUCUGGGAAACCUAGCAAGUCCAACAACGGUGGUAGCGGUGGUGGCCGCAAGAAGAUCAAGAAGCGCAGCUGCAAGAUCCUGUAAAACACAACCACUCGCCCUGUUUCUUGUCUCCUCUUCUCUUUGCUGCACUUUAUGCAGCUCUGAUUAUGUUUUACUGAAUACAAAGCCUGGGUGCUUUGCGUUAUGCACUUUGCACUGUGAUCGCCUGUUCUGUUAGCGCAUGUUGGAUAGAGGUAUGCUUGCUGGCUAUACCGGGUCCCGAUACUUGUCCAUGUUUCUAUGAUUCGUCCCAACGUUGCCAGGGUCUGUCUGGCCUGUUGGACUAGGGCGGCUGUUUGAUCAUUUUGAUCCAUUGGUUUCCUUUUUGCUUCGAUACUUUGAUGACCAAGCACACUGACAGCGGUCCAACAAUAUUCAUGUUUUCCCUUCUCAUUCUGUCCUUCCUUUUCUUCCCCUGGAUGUUCCCCUUGGCGAUGAUUUUGAUUUGUUUUUCCUCGACCUGUUUAUUACGACGUCUGCCAUGAUAUCGGUCUGAAGGCUAC
Messenger RNA from Aspergillus versicolor CBS 583.65, 1483 nucleotides. RefSeq names its product Rho4-like protein. NCBI's taxonomy places the organism in Eukaryota, Fungi, Ascomycota, Eurotiomycetes, Eurotiales, Aspergillaceae. Gene Ontology annotation, biological process: small GTPase-mediated signal transduction. Bases 165 to 1022 code for a protein of 285 amino acids. The transcript is spliced from 3 exons. The record is from RefSeq and is a predicted model, not a curated record. Gene Ontology annotation, molecular function: GTP binding; GTPase activity.